AUGAGUGUUGCGCGCAGGUUCGCUACCAUACCGGGGCCCAGGCCGCUUCCUAUUCUUGGGAACUCAUGGCGUUUUGCUAUAGGACAGAAGCCAUGGCGUACAAGGUCUUUGGACGCGACCUUGUGGAAUUUAAGAGCAUUAGCCGGUAUGGGUGGAGCGGCAAAAGUCGCCAAACUUUUCGGUCACCCUGACUUAAUUUUCCCCUUUUGUGCUGAUGAAACAGCCAAGAUUUAUAGACGUGAGGAUGCUAUGCCACAUAGGGCGGUUGCACCCUGCUUGAGACAUUACAAGCAGGAAUUAAGAAAAGACUUUUUCGGAGAUGAACCCGGUUUGAUUGGAGUUCAUGGCCCUGCGUGGUCUACGUUCAGGUCUAAGGUUUCGAAGGCCCUUGCGGCACCUCAAGCGGCACAAGUCGCUGUACCAUCGCUCGACGAUGUAUCAAAUGAUUUUGUACACAGAAUGGAGAGUAUUUUGGAUCGUAACAGAGAGCUGCCGUGUGAUUUUUUAACUGAGCUUUAUAAAUGGGCACUUGAAUGUAAGUGUGUAGCGAGUCUCCGCCGACAGUUACACAGAUAUGACGUUAAUGGAAUUACAAAUGAGGAAGAUUUAAUCUUGUAUUCCGUUUCAGCUGUCGGAGCAUGGGCUUUGGGAACGAGACUUGGCUGUUUGAAAGAUAAUGAUACCGAUGCCAUGGAAAUUAUAAGGAAUAUCCAUGGUUUUUUUCAUAGUGUACCAGAAUUGGAAUUGUCAGCUCCAAUAUGGAGGCUAUACAGAACCGAAGCUUAUAGGACGUAUGUUGAAGCUUUAGACUCCUUUAGGAAUCUCUGCUUGAAGAGAUUGACGGAUAAAGGGGUUUGUUCACAAAUUGCCGCGAAUUGUGGUGAAAAGGUCGCCACUAUUUUAGCGUUAGAUUUACUACUGGUUGGUGUAGAUACUACAGCGGCGGCCGCUGCAAGCACUAUGUACUUAUUAGCGACUAAUCCUAGGACUCAGAGAAGAUUACAAACUGAACUAGACAUAAACAUGCCUACCGAUAGAUCAAUGAAUCACAAGGAUUUAAAUAAUCUACCAUAUUUAAAAGCCUGUAUCAAGGAGGCAUUGCGUAUAAAGCCUGUCAUUCUUGGAAAUGGACGUUGCAUACAGUCAGACGCAGUCAUAGCUGGAUAUGAAGUACCAAAAGGGUCUCAUAUAGUCUUCCCUCACUACGUCAUGUCGAAUGAGGAGAGAUAUUUUCCUUCACCAAACGAAUAUAUUCCCGAGCGUUGGUUACGAGAUGAAACCAAGACAGGAACAGUUAUAGGAAAUAUUUCACAUGAGGAACAUAUAGAGGCAGAUAGAUCUAUCUGUGAACACGCGAGGGUAGCGUCCGUGAUGAAGAAACAAAGGGAUAUGGGGAUACAUCCAUUCGCUUCAUUACCAUUCGGUUUUGGAAGACGUAUGUGUAUCGGGAAGAGAUUCGCUGAAGCCGAACUGCAGCUUCUAAUCGCGAGGGUGUUCCAGAAGUACAAUGUAUCCUGGAAUCAUGGUGAACUGACUUACAGCGUCACCCCUACAUAUAUACCGAACGAACCGCUGCAAUUUAGAUUGGAUUCCAGAACAAAGAAACUAACAUAG
This is a messenger RNA of Danaus chrysippus (African queen), 1614 nucleotides long. Lineage: Eukaryota; Metazoa; Arthropoda; Insecta; Lepidoptera; Nymphalidae. The record is from the annotation of a GenBank genome assembly.